GAAGAAUCCUCAUCACAACACAGGAAUAUUCCGCAUGGGAGAGUGACAUCGAAAACACUAGACAGCGAGAAAGAUGGAAUGAAAUAAAACCAAAUAGACCUUUAAAUCGUUUGACAUCACACGAAUUAAAUUGUUGUGAACACCAUUGCCUAUGUCGACACACGUUCUGUGGAUUAUAGGGGAAAAUGGCUUCAUGUUGUCUUUGAAAUGAGCGAGUUGAGUUUAACCUCAGACAGGUUGAGUUUCUCCGUGUCGGGUUUUAUUGUUCUGACAACAAACAGGAAUAUACAGAUAAAAAACGGCUGGACCCUGCUGUUAAUAUUACAGGUUUAGCUCUUUGUGUAUUGUGUCCUGUUGUCCUCCUUAUGUUAAAAUAUCUUCCGACGACCUCGAGAUUGUUUUCACGCUGUGUGACAUCUGUUACGAGGACUUUUCAUUUGCAAAAACAUCGGUUCCUAAGCAGGAUGGAGGACAGUGUCGUGGUCAGGUGUGUCGCCGGAGAACCCAAACUCACCAUCUCGUUCAUCCUGGACGGUAGCCACAGACACAUGCUGCGGGACCAAACUGAGGAGCUUGGGAAAGUCCUGCUCCGGAUCGCUAACAACGCGGCCAGGGGCGGCGGUCAGGGAGGUCGAGCCAAGAAGUCCAAGAAGAGCAAAGCCCCCCAGGCUUCCGCCGAGCCGGUAGUUGUGAAGCUGCUGUACAACGGGGAGCCGGUGUCAGAGGAUGCGGAGAACAGCGAGGCCUGGCAAGACGGCAUGACCCUCCACAUUGGAGAAAUGAGAUACGAGGUGCAGCGGAACGGACCGAACUUCACCCGUGCCCAGCUGCCAGGUUGUCUGCUGGCCGGCUUCCCCGUCUGCCCCCGGCUUGAGGUGGAGUUCGGCCGGCUGGAGGACUGUGAGUUGACCUGGUACAAACACGAAGCUACCAUAAGCCCAGAGGGCGACGCCUCCACAAAGGAAGCAGAGUGGGUGCCGGCAGGAAAUGGGCGUGUCUUCGUGCCGUCUAACCUGGACAUCGGCUCAAGGCUAAAGGUCGUCGCCACCCCUCGGGACGGGGCGCGCAGUGGACUGCCCAAGGAGCUGGUCUCCGUGGCGACGGUGGAGGCGGGGCCCGGCUGGUGCACGUGUGACAACCGGCACGCCUACACGGGCAGGGAGGCGGGGCCGGAGGGGCUGAGGGUGCUGUCCUACAACAUCCUGGCCGACGUGUACGCCCAGACGGAGAUGUCCCGGACGGUGCUGUACCCCUACUGCCCCCCCUACGCGCUCCAGAUGGACUACCGCUUCAACCUCCUGCUGAAGGAGCUGGCGGGAUACAAGGCCGACCUGCUCUGUCUGCAGGAGGUUGACACAGGAGUGUUUUCCGACAGCCUGGCUCCGGCGCUGGACGCGUACGGUCUGGAAGGAACCUUCCGGGUCAAAGAACGCCAACACGAGGGGCUGGCCACCUUCUACCGCAGGUCACGGCUGCGUCUGCUGAGUCGUCAUGACGUCAUGAUAAGCGAAGCGCUGGCCUCAGACCCCCUGCACAGCGACAUGCUGGAGAGACUCUCUGCCAAUCCUGUCCUCAAGGACAAGGUCCUCCACCUGUCCACCACCCUGCAGGUGUCUGUGUUUGAGAAGCUGAAUGAGCCCUCCAAUAAGCUCUGUGUAGGAAACACUCAUUUGUACUGGCACCCUAAAGGGGGAAACGUCCGUCUGGUGCAGAUGGGCGUGGCCCUGCAACACCUGAGUCAUGUGAUCCAACAGGAAGCACCUGGAGCCGCCUUCAUCUUCUGUGGAGACUUCAACUCCACCCCCGACUCAGGUGUCUGCCAGUUGAUCCAGGGCGGUCUGGUGCCAGACUCCCACCCAGACUGGGUCUCCAGUGGUCCAGAGGAGGCCCUCCCCAUGGAGCUGCGCUCGCCCCUCCCCCCUCUGCUCAGCGCCUGCGGAGACCCCGCCUACACCAACUACGUAGGGGGCUUCCAUGGCGUCCUCGACUACGUCUUCCUGCAGCCUGACAGCCUUGAGGUGGAUCAGGUGAUUCCGAUGCCCACCCACGAGGAGGUGACCAGUCACCAGGCCCUGCCCAGCGUGGCCCACCCGUCUGACCACAUCGCUCUGGUCUGUGACCUGCACUUCAGACCCUGAACCCCGACCCCCUCUGGACUCAGCAUGUGUGAACGGUGUUGUGGUUGAAGGACCGCGUUGAAACAGGAGAACCGUUUAUUUUAUGAGACGAUGAUGUGAUGAGUUGGAAAAUAAACCAUCAACAAGA
Messenger RNA from Gadus morhua (Atlantic cod), 2265 nucleotides. It is a transcript of the gene pde12, whose product is annotated as phosphodiesterase 12. The record is from RefSeq and is a predicted model, not a curated record. Bases 366 to 2138 code for a protein of 590 amino acids. Gene Ontology annotation, biological process: nuclear-transcribed mRNA catabolic process, deadenylation-dependent decay. Gene Ontology annotation, cellular component: mitochondrion. The transcript has 8 exons. Lineage: Eukaryota; Metazoa; Chordata; Actinopteri; Gadiformes; Gadidae. Gene Ontology annotation, molecular function: 3'-5'-RNA exonuclease activity.